This is a messenger RNA of Meriones unguiculatus (Mongolian gerbil), 7990 nucleotides long. It is a transcript of the gene Tmem26, whose product is annotated as transmembrane protein 26. The record is from RefSeq and is a predicted model, not a curated record. The transcript is spliced from 6 exons. Lineage: Eukaryota; Metazoa; Chordata; Mammalia; Rodentia; Muridae. The coding region runs from base 521 to 1639 and encodes 372 amino acids.
CUCUUCCGAACGUGGGAAAGACCUGAAGAACGCUUGGGUAGAAAAGCAAACAGAAAGAGCUGUGCCUCUUCCCCCUUUCAGCCAUACAGCAUCUUGGCCAUCCAUCAGCUCACCUCCACCUCCUUGGAGCAGGGUGGAGGGCAUUCCUGUGGACUCUCUGGAGUCCUGGGGGUGGGGAGGGGAGGGCAGGGAUGGAGGCUGGUCCCCAGCGUCCGCAGGAGGCUGGGCAGCGCUGCAGAAUAACACCCGAGGGAGCCUGGGUGGUGCAGCCCCAGAUGCCUGCAGAGCCCAGCAGCCAGGAGAAGCUGGCUUUGGACUCAGUCUUUGAAGAGUUCUCUGGAAGUUGGAGGGGCGGGGCGAGCGGCGCUCUCCUGUCCUACCGGAGUCCUGCGCGGGAGUGUGAGGAGGAACUCGGGGCCCCGCAGUCUCAUUCCCAGUGUUGUCCCGCUCCCGUUCCGCUCUUGAGCAGAGGUGGACACCGGGUGCUGCCUACGGGGGUCGACAGGGCGCAGGCGCCGGGAUGGCAGAGCGCAGGGGCAGAAUAGGGGGGCUGGUCUUGCUCAAGGCCCUGGCCACCCGGCUGCUGUUCGUGUUGCACUCUCUGGUCGCCGUCUGGCGAGUGACCUGGGUGAAGGAAGAGCACCGGUACUGGCUGCUGGCCCUACUGAACCUCUUGCUGGUCCUGGAGACGGUGCUCACCCUCAAGUUCAAGCGCGGCAGAGGCUACAAAUGGUUUUCUCCAGCCAUCUUUCUAUACCUCAUCAACAUCAUACCGUCCCUGUGGCUCCUUGAAAUGCACCACGGAAACCAGUAUUGCAGUGCCCAGUCUGAGAAAAUGGCACAGAACGUUAGCAGAAGAGGAGAUAUCAACCAAACCAUGACGUCCCACAGACAAGCCAAUGGAAUGGAAAAUAUCCUUGAGCUGGCCAGGGGCUUUGUAGAUAACUUAUCCAUGGUAUGUGAUCCGGUCUGGACCUUAGGACUCCACCAAACUCUGCUCUUAAUACUGAUCAUUGGACGAUGGCUUCUCCCCAUUGGAGGCACCAUUACUAGAGACCAGCUCUCAGAACUUCUUCUGAUGUUUGUGGGGACAGCGGCUGACAUACUGGAAUUCACUACUGAGACUCUGAAAGAAAAUAACGUCAGAAAUAACCCUGCCCUGGUCUCUGGCAUCCUCGUGGUCUGGACAUGGAGUAUGCUGCAGUUUCCCCUCGACUUGGCAGUCCAGUUGAAACUGGUAUGCCCCUCUUCGGUGAAAGCCAGGGGCUUCCUCAGGUUGUUCCUGAGCCAGUAUGGUGCGGAUCUAUGGGCCAUUGGCCUCAGCUUUUUCAUCCAAGAUGGUCCCUUCCUGGUUGUGCGCCUAGUCCUGAUGAUCUAUUUCCAAGUGAUCAACCACAUGCUGGUAUUCUUUGCUGUGAAGAAUUCACUGGUCAUGGCUCUGCACUUCUACCGGCUUGUGGCUUUGAUCCUUGCCACCCGGGCUGCCAUGGAAGACCAUCCAGAAAGCCCCAAAACGCGGCCCAGUAGCCCAGACCAACCCUCUGAGAGUGGGCCCAGUGAGUGGGAGGACGCCUCCAGGGAGGCCCUGCCUCUGCAAGCCUCGCCUGUCACCUCUGAGGAGUCCUACCCCGUACCUUAGCUACCCAUUCCCAUCAUGCAACUGGGAGGCUUGACUCAUUUGCUUCUUGUAGACCGGUUCUCAUCUUACCUCCCCCAGGAAAUGUUUGAGUGCAGCAGCUUCGAAGGAAACAACACGUAAACAUGAUCUUGAAACAAAGCCAAGGUAUUCUUGUUUGUUUGUUUCAUCUGAAUGGAAAGAACUUUGACAAGUGGCUGUCUCUACAACCUCCUGCGAAGAUGGCAGACUUGACACAGCUCGGAGAAACGCUCUGAGUGACUGGUUCUUACUGAGCUGUUAUGUCGCAGGCAUAGCUGUAGUAGCACACCCGCCAAAGAUUUAGCGCUGACAUUUACCAUCUUCACACCUCACCCUCAAGAACUACCUAGUAAGUGGUUGGACUGUCACACUCUCUCAUCUGAUGUUUUCUGUAAUGUCCCUCUAACAUUAAAAAAAAAAGUAUAUUCAGUGAAUGCAGAACAAAUGAGAGGGAAAUACUUUUAACAUCAACUUGCCAUGGGCUGGAAGCUGGGAACUAGUGCCACCAGCUUCCUCAACGCAGAAAAUAGCUGUGGUGGUUGUACAGGCCUUUCCCGGAACCUCAUUCAUCUGGACCAAGAUGGCAUUCUGACAUGGUGCCUAUGUUCUUGAGAAUCACGAUGGCUUUGAGCUUGGGUAGCACAAAGAUCCCAGCAAGCCAUUUCGGUUCUACAAAACUUCAAAGCGAGGAGAUAUGAACAAGACACGCUUUCCUCCUAAUACAGUUCACAGGAUCAUUGGUAUUGGAACGCUGAGUUAGUUAUAUUUUCCUGCAUUGUCAAGGUGCAUCCCAUGAUGAGGUUGCAGGCUGGCAGGCUGCGAUGAAGGAGUCUGAAGGCCCUCGGUGUUACCAUGUUUCCUGGUGGCUGCCAGCAGCUGCUGCAGGAGCAGCAACAGUAACAGAGAUUCCCACCGGUCCCGGGAAAUGCCAUCAUUGGCUGCAGCUUGGUUUCAAGAACAGUUGGUGGAAGGUGGCACCAGCCUCAUUCACAGGGCCUCAUCAACGUCGAGUCACCACAUGUCACCCUAUCGCCUCCUGGGAAUCAUGAUGGCCUUGGUUCCCCUGCAUGAAACAGUCUUCCUCUCACUUUGCACAUCUCUGUGCAUUCUGGGUAGAAAUGAUUCCAAACCUUUGAAAGAGGCUCUUCCUUUUAAUUACAUGGUGAAAACUGGACUUGGCAAUCUAGCAAACAUCUCUAAAACUGCUAUUGUUAGAGUUUAGGGUAUCGGUCAGCCCGUGCUAGCAUUCCCAAGCCUUCAGAGACAUUUAUUCAGGGAUCUUCCUAAAUUGGAUGCAACCAUUAGACAAUCAGUUGGGACUUUUUUUUUUUAAUCUAUGAAUUUCUGGUAUAGGAUGGUAUUUAUCCAACAUGUUUGAUAACUUUUAUAAGCAAAUUCUAUUUUAUACAAAGCCAUGACUGUCUUCCAGGAAUUUCCACUUCUUUUAUUCCUUGUGCCUUUCAUUUUAACAAUGUUAUGGCUGUAAAAUGUGCAGGAAGCAAAUGGAGAGCAUUUAAAAAAUUUUCAUAAUAUUUGUAUGCAAGUAAAGGUCAAGAUUUAUUAUUUAUAUAAAGUGAAGAAUGUGACAGUUCUUAAAGGUGUGUUAUUUAAAAUUCUUAGCAAUGGGACGUGGGAAGAUGUCUCAUGGUUAAGAGCAUGCACUUCUCUUGCAGAGGACUUGAGUUCUUCCCAACACUCUCCAGGGCCUACAACCAUUUGUAGUUCCAGCUUUGGGGGAUUUAAUACCCUCUUCUGGCCUCUGUGGGCACAGACUACACUCCUGCACUUGCAGGCACACACACACACACACACACACACACACACACACACACACCACAAAGGUAAAAUUAAAAAAAUAACAAAAAUAUUUUGAAAUAAAAUACUCAGUAAUGAGAAGGAAAAAAAAAGCUAUUUAUCAACUGCCUCAGCCUUCUCUUGUGGUGCUGCCUGCCUUGUGUUGAAUACCUUCUCCCGUGAGGUCUACCUGCCACUCCUUACUGCCCGUUUGCUCCCAGCACUUUUGUGAUUGUGUACGUGCAGAAAAACAAAACAGCAAGCCUCUAAAAACAGAGGGUGAAGUAGUGUGACUGUUGCAAGGAUAUUUUUACGUGCUUUCAAAUCUGAGUCUUGGCUUGAUUCCGUGAAAGACUUUCUAAUGCUUAAAUGAAAUAUUUCGUAAUUAGCCCUCCUCCUCCUCAGGCCCGUCCAAAAUCUGGCUUAACUUAGAAUGCCAGGAAGUCAGAGAGCACCCAGGACCAGCUUGGUAAUUAAUGGAUGGCCAAAAAUAGACACACGGUCUUCAAGGCUUUUCCAGGAAAAUCUGCUCAAGAGAGUGUUUAACCUCAGUGCCAGUGUUUCCAUUUCCUUAUGCUGGCUGCUUUGAUCCUGGGAAAAACGUCUGUUUGCUUAGUCUAGGUUUUAUCUCUGGAGAAAAGUUAAAAAUUGAUUCAGCUAGCUGUAUGUUUAUAAUCAUUACUACCAUUUUACCCUUUAAAAACUGUGCUUGUAUUGUAAUGUUUCUAGAUAUCCAAGCGUUUGUCAUAAACUGAACAGAGUAUCAGUUAUCUCCAAACCAUUGGCACUUUGAGACUUGUUUACAUUUUAAUUGUAGUGAAAUAUCUUCCUCACGCAGGACACAGGCUCCACCCUCCGGCCCCAGCCACAGAGCACGCCAAGCCCCAACCCCCAAGGACCGGGCUUCCCUUGCAGUUGCGGGAACUGUUGCUGUUUAAUUAAAGCUCAGUCAAAUCUUCUUCCCAAAAGAUGCUCUUCCACUCCUGAGGAAGCCUGGUGUCCAUGUUUACAUCACGCUGUGUGGACCUCAGGAUCCUCCUUAGGCCUUAUACAUACCGAAUGAAGUCUUAAACACCACAACACUGCUCUGAAGACCAACAUACCGCUCUGUCCUUGGUUAUUCUACAGAGUUUUAUUGCUGUUGUAAAGGGUGGACUGGUCGAUAACAUUGGAAACUUCCAGGGAGAAACCUAAGACAAUUCUGCUGUUUUUUUUUGUUUGUUAGUUUGUUUUGGUUUUUUUGUCCGACCACAAGACCUUGAAGCCAUGAAGAUGGGUCCAUGUGAGGAUGGGGUUCGCUGCUAUCAACAUACCGCUUUGUUCAACAGGAGCGUGACUUGCGAACCCAUUAGGAUUGCCAUGGUUCCCGAGUUCAGCAUAGACUCUAUCUCGGGGAUUUAGUAUCAGGAACUCUUCGGCAGUGAAAGGAGAGAAGUGUUGAGACGCGGCCUGUCCACCUCCAUUCCACUCUAAGAUUCGCUGAAAGAGAGUGCGCAGGCUCACAGAUCAAACAGCCUUGAAUUACAAGAUAAAAAGACACUGUUAGUUCUUUUACUGUUCCUUAAUUCUAGGCUUUGGUUUUCACUUAGGAGGACUUUUGAUCUGCUCUCAGACAUAUCUGAUUAGAGUUAUGCCAGGCAGCUGGAGGCUCCACAGAACUUUCAGGAUCGUGAGAGCAGCUAAACAGUGAUUAAAGAAUGAGCCACCAAGGCCUCCUACCUUAUCAGUUUUUAUCUCUGAGGGCUCUCUUACUGAAAUAACACGUGAGCGUAUUUUCUGUGAAUAUUUCUAGAUUUUGCUGCGGCUGGCUUUUUUUUUUUUUGUUUUAUUAGGGACAUUAACUACUUGUAUAAAGCUUUGUCCCAAUGCCUUAUUUUAUUUUAUUUUUCUGCCGACUUUUUUGUAUGUCUCUUCUCUACUCAUUUCCUUCAUGGAUUUUAAGCUCUGGCUUAAUAAGUAAAACUGAUCUAUUUAGAGCAUGAUUAAAGUGGCAUUUCCAAACAGCAAGCAAAGAAUGACCAGUUUUAUAAAUGAUGCUGGAAAAUGUUGCUAUCCAUCUGGAAAACAUAAAGUGGGAUUUUUAUCUCAUGAAAUCUAUAGAAAUAAAUUCCAGAUGGAUUAAACCUCACUGUAAAAUGAAAACUAUAAAUAUCGGAUGGAAAUACGCAAUGUGUCUCCAUUGGGGGUGCGGUGGGGGUGGGCAAAGUUCUCCAAAGCGAGUCCUGAAACUCGGAAGCAAGUGAUGGCAGCUUUUUCUAUAUGGAUGCUUGAUGUUUAUGAGUGGUAAAAGGUGUCGUGAACAUACCAGUUGGGGAAAACCAAAAGGCUAGUGUAGUCAAGAGUGAGAAGAAGGGUAGAUAUUGGGAAGGGAGAGACAAAGGGUGUGUUUGUGCAUAAAAGUUUGAACAUCUAGAAAUUACUAAGACCUAAGUAGCAAUUUAACGCUAUCUUGAAAAUAAAUAAUCUUGAUAGCAUGUAUGAGCAAUCAAUAUGUAAUACAUUUCUGAACAAUUUUUUUUCUACAAUAUGAAUUAAGACCUCAAGAUGUGUAAGUUUAAACUUCAGAAUUGUAAGGAAAAUUUCAAAUGAUGUUGAGCAACGUAAAUGAGUAAGUUACGAAGCAGACAUAUAGUGGAAGGUAAUAAGAGACACUUAAAAUUUAAAAGUGCCAAGUUCUCCUAAAUUCAUCUAUAGAUUGAUCUGAAAUCAUCUCCAUCAUGUUAUUAAAGAGAUCCUGUUUGCAUGUGUGCAUGUGUUUGUUAUUCAUGCAUGUAUGUGUGUUAAUUUGUGAGCAUGUGUGAAAGCCUUCAGAGAUGUCAGUUGCUUUCCACACUUUAUUGACUAAGGCAGGAGGCUCUCUUCAUGAAUCCAGAGCUCACUAACUCAGUCAGUCUAGUCAGCCAGCUUGCCUGUCUCUGCCUCCCAGCACUGGGAUUAUCUGUAUCUUGCCUUGCAGCAAAGCAUGUACAUGAAUCCGGGGGAUUUGAAUUCUCUUCUCCAUACUUACAGGGCACUGCCUUACCCAAUGGACAAUGACCCAGUUCCAAGUCUUUAAUUUCUACUGAUUAUUAUUGAUUCUAACAACAGGUUUUAUGUUCUAGUGACUACUUUUGAUUCUAAAAUAUUUUAUAAUGAAAUAAGCACAAAAGAAUAGCUGGAACAUGCUUUAAAAAGGCAAAUGAGAGAGAGCACUUUAAGUAUAUUUAACUACAUUACACAGUUACAAUAGGCCGGAGAAUUUGAUUUUGUUAUAUGAAUAAGCAAGCCAAAAAUCUGAAUGGAAUAAAGUCAAUAAAUAUGCUGAACUACAUAAAGGAUUCGGUUAGAUGAUAAAUCACAGGCUAGGAGUAGAAUAAUAUGAAUAGUUUAGGUUUUGUAAAAUAUUAAAUUGGAUCACUACUUCAAUCCAUAUGUUAAAAACACUUCCAGAUGGAUCAAGUGAUUAAAGAUUUAAAAUUAAAAAAAGAAAGAAAAUGUUGCUUUUGUACUUGAAGUGGCAAGAAUGACUUUUUAAUAAGACAUAAAAUAAGGAUGCGGAGGAGAUUCACACAGCAGCUCAUGGAAAAUUACGCAUCAAAAGAACAUUAUAAGCAAAGAAAGCUGAACAACAAACUAGGUCAAUAGAAUAAUAAAGCAAUAAGCCGGGUGGAUGGGUUUGCCACAAGUAUACCUAAUCAUGAGUUUUCCUAAGCUCCCUUAAACAAGGAAAAAUACAAGUAAAAUGCCAUUGAAACUCAAAACCUAAGCAAAAGACUUAACUAUAGUCGUAUAUCAAUGUAGAGUGAAUAAAGUAAUGAGAUAAACCACAACAAAAUGCCAUUCACCAAAUGAAAACUAAACUCCAGGUAUUCACUUUGCACGUGCUGUACAGAAAAAAAAAGCCCACACUUUUUUUUUUAAGGUGCUACAGUAGAAGGAAGCUUGGAGAAGUAGGUACCACUUUCCAUGAGUAGUGAGGGUACACACCAGUACAGUUUGGCAACAGGGGAAAAUUAACCUUUGAGCUCUGAUCUAGCAAGUCAACAUCUAAGAAACCAUUCUGUGAGUGUAUGUUUGCAAACUGUGAGAGCAGGCAGGCCCUGGGGCAGUGAGCAAGCAAUAGGAACAUGAUCCCCUAUCAGUCUGAGAGAGAUUGAUCUAAGAUCACUGAAAGGAACAGUCACACAGAGCGGUGGUUCUCAGCCUGUGGUUAUGACCGUUAGGGGUGGAACAACCCUUUCAGAUGGAUUUGCCUAAAACAACCGGAAGAUCAGCUAUACCAUACAAUUCAUAGCAGGAGCAGAGUUAUAAUUAUAAAAUAGCAGUGGAAAUAAUUUCAUGAUAGGGGGUCACCACGACAUGAAGAAACAUUUUAAUGGGUUUCAGUAUUAGAAAGGUUGAGAGCCACUGGCUCAGAGAAUUCGUUAAAACUAAGGAUGGCUGCAAGCUAGUGUGUUGCUCUGUCUGUGCUGUCAACACCUUCGCAAGUGGCUAUUAAGCAUGGAGGAUGCUAAACUUUCAAAGAUCAUGGUUAUUUCUGAUUCCGAUGUGCUCUCAUGC